Molecule: messenger RNA, 2598 nt
Organism: Hymenoscyphus albidus
Lineage: Eukaryota; Fungi; Ascomycota; Leotiomycetes; Helotiales; Helotiaceae
Source: the annotation of a GenBank genome assembly
AGAAGGAGAAAGCGCGCUAGCAACCACAACUCAGCCUUCUUCUUCUUUCCGAUCGUCACCCCCUUCAUCGCCUUCCACCCUCUGCUCAGUGCAUACUCGCCUGUCCCCCUGUAUUCCUUGUAUCCCCUGUAUCCGAUCGCUAUCCUCGUGCGACCAACUCCGGGCGUUCCCUGUACUCCAUACUUAACCUUACUGGUAUCCUCUCGACCCAAACACCAUCCUGAGAAGAUUCGAGUUUCACACUCACCCCCCUCCUCCUCCACAUCCACACCCACACCCAUUCCCACUGCCGUUCCGUACGUUCACCACCACCAGAUCUCCAUCUACACCUACAAUACACCUACACCUACACCUGCAUCUGCACUGCCGGACUGCAUCACGAACUGACCGUCUCCCGAAAUCCCUCCUUAUACACCAUUCAUCGUCGUAGGAUAUGUGAACCACUGCUUUCGAUCCCGCCUACUCGCCUCCCCCACUCCCACUCCCAUUUCCUCCCUCUUCUCCCAUAUCCGCCACAACUCCACGAUGGCAACGUCGACCGCUGCACGCAACAUGGCGAGAUAUGUGUGCAUGGUAAAUCUGUUGGCGGCCGCGGUACGGGCGCAGGAUCCCUCGGUAUCACCCACCAAUUCCUCCUUACCACCGGACGUGCGAAAUUCGAUAAUUACCCUGAGGUUGGAAGGCGGACCGUUGUUCUCGAAUUCCAUGCCCUACGCCAUCGCACCCCUCACCAGCGAGGCAGGAAGAGGGCAGAGUGAUACGGCGUUAAAGGUUCGUGAAGGCUUCAUCUCUCUAAUCCAAAGGCUGUGAAGAAAACUAAAUGAGUGGUCUCAGGCAAUUGGCUUUCAAGGAACCCUCAAAAAGGCCGACACCCGGAAUGCGGAUAGUUUAAAUGCGACCGACCUGGCUUUUGUCAGCUGCGAUCCAACCGAUUCGAAUCUGAGUGCCAGUAAUGUGGUGGCGCGAGCCAGUAAUGUUCGUCCGAAGGGAAUCAUUCUAUACAGUACUCUUGCCAAUGCUUGCAUAUUGAAUGGAAGUUUCGGUUACUACACCAUCUACACAAUGACAAGCCAGCGGGAUACACAAGAUAUCCUAAACAAAAUCGAUUUGUAUCCGGCCGCCACCGAUAUUCUCACGGCCACCAUUGGGGGCAAUACAACAUCCGGGGGAACUCCUUCAUCCACAAGCAAUGAUGGUGGGCCCGCACCAACGACUGCAGUGGCUAUGAGCAUUCUUUAUAGUAUUACCGGCAUCAUAACUCUUCUUUUCUUGAUCAUCAUCGCAACAGGAGCUGUUCGCGCCCACAGGCACCCGGAGAGGUAUGGCCCUAGAACGGGGUACGCUGGAAGACCAAGACAAAGUCGUGCAAAGGGGCUUGCGAGAGCAAUGUUGGAAACAUUGCCAAUUGUGAAGUUUGGAGAUCCAGAGCCGGUCAAACCAACAGAUAGGGAUGUGGAAUUGGAAGAGGGAACAGCUUCACACACGGAACACGCUCAGCCAGCUGGUGCCGCUCCUAAUCAAAAUACUAAUAAAUCGGCGGAGAGGAGUUUAUCACCAGCUGAUGCUGCCACGAGGUCUGGUACGGCAGCUACAGAAACAGAAUCUAUCAACUCCAGCACACCUGGAGCAGCAGCGUCUAUCACGGAAGCGGAGUUGGAAUGUUCAAUCUGCACGGAAGAUUUUACCACAGGAGAAGAUGUUCGGGUUUUACCUUGCAACCACAAAUACCACCCAGCAUGUAUUGACCCUUGGUUAUUGAAUGUGUCUGGUACUUGUCCAUUAUGGUAAGACUCUUUUCUCGAACGAUGUAUGACAAAACUAAUUAUUCAUCAGUCGCCACGAUCUUCGCCCAGAGACAGCAGCAGAGGGUGGUGAGUUACCUCCACCACUUGAGGGAGAAAAUGGUACACGAACGUCUGGUGAGGGAAAUGAUGAUGCAGCGGUUACACAGCAUCGCCGUCGUACUCGAUUCUUGGACCUCCACAGGCUUCGUCACGCACCUCCAGAUGAAAGAAUUGCCGCGCUUCGACAAUUAAGAGAACAGUCUCGAACGACGGGGGAAGCGGUAGAAGAGGUCGAAGAGCAACAAGGCCGAAGAGCCAGAUUAACUGGCCGAUUGAGGGAUAGGUUUCGAAUAAGGACGAGGACUCAGAAUGCUAGUUCUCCACCUGAUUCGACCCAGGCUCCCGCUCCCGCCCCGGCGACCCAGCCUCCAGCGGCUUCCUCAUAAGCUUGGAAACAGAACAGGCCAUGAGGGGUUGCUAGACAGUUUACGAACAUGAUGAUUUUGAUUGUACAUUUCGCAUCUCCGGGAAAAAUUGCAAGAAUGGAGGGGAGCGGUUUGAUUUUGUGGGGCCGAUUCAGUUCACAUGCAUGGUUGGCGUUUUAGCGAGUGUUGUUUUUGUUAACUUGGGAUACCGGCGUUUGUAGGGUUUGUUUUGCGCUGAUGGUGGAUUUGGAUGGAUGAUAGAUACAGACUAUCAACUCCUUUCUUCGUCGUUGUUGGGCGGGGAUUGCAUUUCGAUAUGCACGCUAAAGAGGUGGAUCGUUGACUUGACUAUAUAUUUCUGUAGUUCACAGAGAGGAUGGCGGAGAAGU